Saccostrea echinata is the source of this 3521-nucleotide messenger RNA. Its product is annotated as neuronal acetylcholine receptor subunit alpha-3-like. The record is from RefSeq and is a predicted model, not a curated record. Gene Ontology annotation, molecular function: transmembrane signaling receptor activity; extracellular ligand-gated monoatomic ion channel activity; neurotransmitter receptor activity. The transcript has a single exon. Gene Ontology annotation, cellular component: synapse; neuron projection; membrane. Gene Ontology annotation, biological process: monoatomic ion transmembrane transport; nervous system process; regulation of membrane potential. NCBI's taxonomy places the organism in Eukaryota, Metazoa, Mollusca, Bivalvia, Ostreida, Ostreidae. The coding region runs from base 259 to 1524 and encodes 421 amino acids.
UUCUGAAACAGGUUAAUCUAUUCUAUGAUAAAUUAAUUAACCAAUUAUACAAUUUUAUGUAUUAAGUGUUUUGUUUUUACUUUUUUUUUAUUGGAGAUACAUAUAAUGUACUCUACAAGAAGUGACAUUAGCUGAUUUCUAUUCAUACCCCUUGUGAAUAGGUGGUAUCUUUAAACGCCUUAGAGUGAAUUAUAAGGAGAAAAUGACAUCGCGUUCUGGACUAGUGCGUCUCUUUGGACAGUGACUCGCGUUUAUGAAAUGGCGGACCAUCAGGUUCUUGUAGUCCUGACACGGAUAACACUAUGUCUAUCCUGUUUAAUUUAUUGUGGUGUUAGUCAACCGAACGAAGCCUCCAACCGCUUAUCAGCAGAUAUCAAGAAAAACUACAACAAAAUGAUUCGAGGAGUAGAAGAUAUGAGAGAGCUUACCCCUCUGUAUUUUUCGUUUAAUCUGAUUCGCAUUGCGGAAUUUGACGAAGUGAACGGAAAACUAUCAGUAGUGGGAUAUUUUGUUGUAUAUUGGAUUGAUUACAGGAUGAAAUGGGAACCAGAAAAAUAUAAUUACACUUAUAAUAUUCUUUUUGAGGAAAAGGAAGUAUGGAGACCCCUAGUUGUUUUAGCUUCACCCCAAGAUGAGUUCAAAAGACUUGGGGACGAUGACAAUUUCUUUAUUAGAUAUAACAACGAGGGUCGCGCAGAAUGGUAUCCUGGAGAUAUUUGGGCAUCAUCAUGCACACCAGAUAUGUACAAAUACCCCUACGAUACACAGUCUUGCUUGAUAUCCUUUGUCAUUUGGGGCUAUAGCACACAAGAAGUCACGGCUAUUGCUUUAUCCGACAAAAUCAGUUUGCACGUGUACUCUUCUCAUGGUAUGUGGGAUUUGAUAGACACAUCAGUGAAGUCCGGCAUCGACAGUGAACGGGGACUGACGUUAAUAGAGAUUACUUUAUUCUUGAAGAGGAUUUCCACCUUUCACAUGAUUAACAUGAUUCUUCCUAUUGUGUUUGUUGGAUUGCUCAAUAUCCUUGUCUUCCUUCUUCCUGCUCAGUCCGGAGAAAGAGUUGGUUACUCCAUCACAGUGUUACUUGCCAUUGCAGUUUUUCAAACAAUCGCGUCUGACAAUCUUCCAAGCGUUUCUAAGCCUAAUCUGUCUUUGCUUUGCAUUAAACUGUUAGCAGACCUAAUUCUGAGUGCUUUGGUGAUGACGUUGACAAUAAUAACGUUAUAUUUUUAUCACAUGCCAGAAUCUCGCAGAGUUCCUUCGUGUAUUGCAGCUAUAACUAGAUUUGUGUUGUGCAGAACAUGUUGUAGAAACAAGGCUAAUGACACUACCAAAGACAAGUACGACGAACACAUAAUCGGAAAUGGAAUCGUCAUGAAAGAAUCUGUGUCAAACAGUGGUCACCAUCAGACUGAGGUCACAUGGACAGAUGUUGGUAAAAGCAGUGAUAUUGUCUUUGCUGUGUUUUCUUUAUUGACCUUUAUAGGGUCAAAUAUCGUAUUUUUGGUCUAUGCAGUGUUUUAAAAAUUUAAAAAUUUUGUCAAUAAGUCUCUGCCUGCAAUGUUACUUAUCAGAAGCGUCGUCUAACUAAAUGUGUAUGAAGCCAAUGAGACGCUGUACAAUUGUUAAUAAUAGUAAUACGAAAGACAUUACCUGAUAAAGAAUUUAUUAAUUAUGGAGGCAAAAUUUGCUGCAUGCGAUCAAUUUAUAUUUCAUUUUCAAUGCAAUAAGAAAUGUAUUUAGGAACAUUAAGGAAAUCUUUUUUUGUGUGUGUGUUAAUUAUGGAUGUCGCAGUAAGUGCUGGCACGAAAAAAAAUUGCCGGUGGAAGGCUGCAAAGAAAAAGCUAUGGUUUCAAAUGAGGUAAUAUAGACCACAUGCAUCGACCACAAAUGUUUUGACAAAUGUGAUUUUUCAAAGAAUUUUACACAAUAUUUACAAAAAUUGAAGUGGGCGACGGCUGUGGAACUAUUUUCUUAAGGAAAAGUACACCUGAAACGAGUCAAUUUAAGGUUUUUUUAACUAAGAAAAAUGUUAUUUACAUAAAAAAAAAACAUUAAAAUGAUGCAUGUGGUCUUUAUUAUCCGAAAGAAAAUUCCACUGAAAGUUGAUGUCUUCUGGAACUUUGUAAAAAGAAUUAUAGGAAAAUUCAAAAUUACACAACGUCACAAAUAGAAUUUAGAAGAUACUCUGAGAAAAUAAAAUGGUUUCUAUGAUCUUACUGCAUAUGAUUUCAACGAUUCAGAAAGCAUGAUUUUCAAUUACUUACAUCACUGUAAUAUUUAAGAAAAAAUACAGGGCCAGAUUUGAAUUGAAACCAUACCUUUUUCUUUCCAACCCUACACCGGCAAAUGGUGGCGUCUCGAUAUGAAUGGAAAAUUCUCAAAGGGACGUCAAACAAGCAAACAAACAAACAAAAAAUUGCCUUCCAGAAAAAAAUGUAAAAAUCAACAAAGUAUGAUGAAUAGAAAUUAUUUGCUUACUUAAAUGUGGGAAAACACCUAACUAGAGUAUUCAGUUAUUCUUUAUCUUGGUUUAAAAUGUUAAAAUACUUCAAUAUAUUACAAGUUACAAGUAUGUAGAACCAUAGAUUUCAGUUUAUUCAAAUUUAAGGAAGUCCAAUUCUCAGGUUCUGAAAUUCAACUUUUAAGUAAUUGAAAAUGCUCACAAAAAUGUCUCUGAUUUCACAUAGUAACAUGAAUUUACCCAUGGAAUUUCUUCAAAGUUCAUCAUUACAGUUAAUCAUAUUAUAUAGGGAAAAUUAUCAAAUCUCAAAUACAUUUUCAAGAAAUGAGAAUAAGAAAACCAGCUAUGCAUUUUCUAAUUGAAAAUUGAUUAACAGAUAUAAUUUGGGUUAGAAAAAUAUAGGUAUCCAGGCAUUUGGAGAAAAUUGUAUCUUUUUUAUGCUUAUACAAUAUUUUAGUUCUUCUUUUUAGUUCAAUUCUCAUAUGAUACAUAAUGUAAAAUGUUUGUGCUAUCAUUGCUAGACAUCACAUAUCACAUCGAAUUUCAUAUCAUGCUAAUAAGCAGUCGUAUCUAAUGCUAGACAAAAGGAACUUCAAUUUCUCUAGAAAUGAAUUAAUUUUUAUCUUUUAUGGGGUAUAAAUGUCAACUUUUUACCUGACCGUUUCUAAGACUUCAAAGAACCUUGAAUCAUAUCAAGAUGCAUCAAAUGAAAAUUGUUGCAUGAAAAGAUUUCAAUUUCAAGCUUUAUUUUGAGACUUUUUAAAUAAAAUAAUAAAUUUAAGAGUAAUCCUUCUUGGCUGAGUAUCGGAUAUCCUUAAGGACACUCCAUAUACGAUAAUUUUUUAGGGACAUAAGGAGUUCUGUAAAUAUUGAGUUUAUCUAAUUCAAUAAUCAACAUAGAGCACCGGCCAUGAACCACCAGAGAAAAUGUUCACAGACCAUGAAGUAUUGGUGUUGCCUAUUUAAAUGGGAAAUUAACAUGCAAAUAAAGUGUUUAAUUAAUUUAUAAAGGCAUAAUGACAUGAUAAGAAUUCUGGAAUUGAUUACAAAUUUGAUA